AUGGGAUCUAUCGGCACCGACGUCAACGGGAAUAUCAACGGCGACAUCCACGUAAGGACUACAGGCAGUGCUCCUGCUGCUGUCUUGACGGGCCCUUAUGGCGAAGCGUACACGGUCAAGGAGCUCCCCAUCGCGACGCCCGGUCUUCACGAAGCACUCGUCGAGCUCGAGUACAGUGGCGUAUGCCAUGGUGAUGUAUAUGCCCGGGACGGCGGCGGACCUGCGCCCAAGGACCCGGUCCGCCCAUUGAUCGGCGGCCACGAGGGUGUUGGCAGGAUUGUCGCGCUGGGGAGCGGCAGUGAGGGUGAAGAGGCCGAGCCGUUCCAAGUCGGCGAUAUCGUCGGUGUGGCCUGGAGAAGCCACGUCUGCGGAACGUGUCAUGCUUGCGAGGCUGGGGCAGAGAACCACUGCUACAACCAGAAGGUCACGGGCGCGCACAGAGACGGCACCUUCCAGAGAUAUCUAUCGUUCCCGACAUCGCAGCUGGUGCGCAUCCCAGCAGAGGUGUCGUUACCGGCCGUGUGUCCGAUCCUGUGUGCCGGUGUAACGGCGUACGCGGCCCUGAAGCGCAUGGAUCCCCAGCCAGGGAAGUGGUGCACGAUAGUCGGCGCGGCAGGCGGGCUCGGCCACCUGGCGAUCCAGUACGCCAAGGCAAUGGACCUGAAGGUUCUGGCCAUCGACGGGGGUUCGCCUGAGAAGGAAGACUUCUGUCGGAGAAUGGGGACCGAUGAGUUUGUUGACUUCACGAAGCCCGGCCUAGUGGAGACCAUUGUCGCCAAAACGGGCGGUGGUGCAGACUAUAUCCUGGUACUGAGCCCGCAUCAAUCUUCGUACGAUUCUGCUGGCGAAUACGCACGGUUCGGAGCCCAGAUCAUGGCCAUCGGCAUUGGAAACCUCCACAUGUCCCUCCGGCCUCUGCUCAAGAAGAAUGUGAUUGUCCGAUCGAACCAGACUGGAACCAAGGCCGACAUGCACGAGGCGCUUGAGUUUCUCGCGUCGGGCAAAGUGGUGGCAGAGUUGGAAAUGGUCGAUUUGAAAGAUAUCAACCAAGCGCUAGACAGGAUCAAGCAGGGCAAGGUGAUGGGCAAGCUGGUCGCUGACCUCACGGGAGGCAAGAACUCGUCGAGACUGUGA
Cladophialophora yegresii CBS 114405 is the source of this 1134-nucleotide messenger RNA. RefSeq lists its product as uncharacterized. NCBI's taxonomy places the organism in Eukaryota, Fungi, Ascomycota, Eurotiomycetes, Chaetothyriales, Herpotrichiellaceae. The record is from RefSeq and is a predicted model, not a curated record. Gene Ontology annotation, molecular function: oxidoreductase activity; zinc ion binding. The coding region runs from base 1 to 1134 and encodes 377 amino acids. The transcript is spliced from 3 exons.